GCCCCAUGCAGCUACAGGUAACUGCCAAAAAUAAAGGAAACACCAACAUAAAGUGUCCUAUUGGGGAAUUGGGUCACAACGAGCCAGAACAGAUUUAAUGCACCUUGGCAUAGAUUCUACAAGUGUUUGGAACUCUGGUGUCACAUCCCUCCAAUAUUCUCCCGCAAGAAAUUCCAUAAUUUGGUGUUUUAUUGGGGGUGGAAAACGCUGUCUCAGGCACCGCUUCAGAAUCUCCCGUAAGUGUUCAGUUGGUGACUGAGACAGCCAUGACAUAUGGCUUACAUUGUUUUCAUGCUCAUCAAACCAUUCAGUGACCACUCGUGCCCUAUGGUUGGGGACAUUGUCAUCCUAUGGGGGCAUAGCCAUGGUAGGCAAAAUAAUGGCCUGCUCAUAAUUUUUAUACAUGACCCUUAGCAUGAUGGGAUGUUAUUGCUUAAUAAACUCAGGAACCACACUUGUCUUUUCAGUGCUGCAUGAUUAAGUUAGCCUUCUGGAGCUCUUGACCAGAGCAUCCAGUUGGAGUCCAUUGUGCUUGAAGUGGACUGAAAUAGGUGCCUGCUGGUACUCUUUAUAUUAUUUAAGUGCAUGAUGGCAUUCAUAGUAUUUAAGAGACAAUAUUCAUGUCCAUAUUUGGUGUUCCAUCUAUGACAGUGCUGACAUAUCAUAGAAGAAUCAUCUGUUUUUAAUUCUCACUUCUACAAUGUCACAACCCAAGUUCCUGCCCUGUUGCUUCUAGAUGGUGUGGCAUAUUUCUGAAGGCCUAGCCUACAUCUUUUUUUCAUUUUUGUUGAAUCAGCUCUCGAAGUAAGCACUUCCUAUUUUUCUUGAGAUGUACCAGGUCUUCCUUUGAAACUUUCUGCUUGGGGAUUGGGGAUAGGCAGCGCUGUCUGAGGAGGGUGCUUCACCAUUAUGGUCUGAUUCCUAGAAUAUGCAGCAUAAUGCAAGCUUAUAGCGCUUGAGAUUUUAUUUAAGGUUUCUCACAACUUGCAAUUGAACAGUUUUGCAUUAUAAGGCUAUAUCCUUGAUUAUUACAGUAGGUAGGGGAGGUAUAGUAGUUAAAAAAAAAAAGUUAUUGCUUUUAUUUUGUUUGGAGGUGCGUCAAGUCAACCUGUAGUGUUGGCAGUGGGGACUAUGCCUUACAGGAGAUGUGAUCAUAUCACUGAGGGACAGGCAAAAUGCUGAGUCAUAUCCCAGCAACACUCUCCCCUGGCAACAUUUAGCUCCUUGACUACUGACAGAAGAGGACCGCUUUCUCUCCUACUCUAUAAGUUGUAGGAGAUGGCAAUAAUGCUGUUGCCAUUCAAACACAUGUGUUCUACACACCUCACUCCUCUCACACAUUCUAAAAUGUCAGAGUGAAAAUUGAUAAGGAACAAGUAUCCAUUGUAGCAGGGUUGGGGGCAAUUCCAUUUAAAUUCCAGUCAAUUCAUGAAGAACACUGAAAUUCCAAUUAUCUUCACAGCUUUUCAAUAAAUAUUUUUUUUAUUGGAAUUUGGUUUACUUUCCGAAUUAAAAUGGAAUUGACCCCAUCACUGCAUUUUAGUAGCUGUUUUAUAAAGUCAUCAUCCUGUCAACUUUAACCUAAUGCUGUAUUUGUUCUGAUACGAGAUCAAAGCUUAGCCUAAGUGUGCAGUAGGCAACUUCAUGUACCUGACAUCUGUUGGAUUGAAGUCUAUAAAGAUACUUCGCCAAUUUAUGAUUGAUCAUUUCAUACCCUAUUGGUUUGUCAUGUCAGGCUGGUUCUGAGACUCCCCUGGGAGUGUUCAUUUCACUAUUGGCUCUUAUUGGGCUGUUGUAAACUAAAAACCUUCCCUCUGUUGAUAAUGAAGCCUGAAGGUUGUGUUCACGACUUUACCUCAACCUUGUGAAAAGGUGAGAGGAACAAACAUGCGCCUCUCCAGACGUGGUAGGAACAGACAGUUCCAUGUGAAAUUGUAACAAGAUUUAAAUUACUAACAUAUGUCAUACGGUACAAGUCAAAAUUAUGAACACACACUCAUUCAAUUUUCUACAUUGUAGAAUAGUAGUGACGACAUCAAAACUAUGAAAUAACAUGUAUGGAAUCUUGUAACCAAAAAAUGUGUUAAACAAAUCAAAAUAUAUUUUAGAUUCUUCAAAGUAGCCACCCUUUGCAUUGAUGACAGCUUUGCACACUCUUGGCAUUUUCUCAACUAGCGUCUAAAAACAAACAGAAUUUAAUUUCAUGCUUUGAUUUGAUACAGCUCAAAUUGAUUUCUUCAUUCAAGGUGAGAGAGAGUUGUUAGCCUAGUGGUCCAGACUGUUGGUGUAUUGGCAUGACAACAAUAGAAAAUAGUAGGUUAUUGUAUAUAAAGUUUUGGGACCAGGCUAGUGAAAUGUAGGCUCUCUGGUGUGUUUCUUCCUCCAUAGACACCUAUGACAAUGACAAAAUGUUGAUGUGACAAGAUGUGUGUCUGUCUCACAACGUGUUCACAGAGGUGUGUCUGCAAUGAUUAUACUUGAAUGAAACAUGAGCUGUAGUGACAUCAGUUAAACUAUCAUGUCCUUUUGCUUUCAUUGUUGAAUGUUGAUGAGUGCAAAUGAUCUGGAUUAGGCCUAGGAGGACUUCUGACUCUUCCUGUCAUAAUGAGUUUGUGACUUGCAUCUGUAUAUGUCCAAGUUAGCAUUACUCAUUGUGUAUUUAUUACAAAAAAAUAAAAAAUCUAAUAUUUCUCUAUUUUCUUUCUCUCUGCACUGUUGGGAAGGGCCUGUAAUUAAGCAUUUCACGGCCACUGCGUGUGUAGCGCGUAGCUAAAUGGAGUCGGAGCAGCUCUUCAACAGGAACGGCUACUACAGGAACGGCUACAACAGUAUCACCAGCGCCAGCAGCGACGAGGAGCUGCUGGAUGGCACAGGGGUUGUCAUGGACUUCCACACCUCCGAGGAUGACAACCUUCUGGAUGGAGACACCACCUCACCAGGAUCUAACUACGUCAUGUCUAACGGGGGAGGGGUGGUGAGCAGCACCACCCACCUGCUGGACUUCCUGGAGGAGCCCAUCCCGGGGGUCGGCACCUACGAUGACUUCCACACCAUCGACUGGGUCCGGGAGAAGUGCAAGGACCGCGAACGCCACCGCAAGAUCAACGCUAAGAAGAAGGAGUCUGCAUGGGAGUUCACCAAGAGCCUGUAUGAUGCCUGGUCUGGAUGGCUGGUAGUGACGCUGACAGGACUGGCCUCAGGUGCCCUGGCGGGUCUGAUCGACAUCUCUGCUGAUUGGCUGAACGACAUCAAGGAGGGGGUGUGUCUGAAUGCCAUGUGGUUUAACCACGAGCAGUGCUGCUGGGGCUCCAACGAGACCACGUUCGCUGAGAGGGACAAGUGUCCUCAGUGGAAGAGCUGGGCGGGGCUCAUCCUGGGCCAGGAAGAGGGUCCUGGUUCCUACAUCAUGAACUACUUCAUGUACAUCUACUGGGCUUUGUCCUUUGCCUUGCUGGCUGUGUUACUGGUUAAGGUGUUCGCCCCCUACGCCUGUGGCUCAGGCAUACCUGAGAUAAAGACCAUCCUGAGUGGGUUCAUCAUCCGGGGUUACCUGGGGAAGUGGACCCUGCUGAUCAAGACGGUGACCCUGGUGCUGGCUGUAGCGUCUGGGCUGAGCCUGGGGAAAGAGGGACCCCUGGUCCAUGUGGCCUGCUGCUGUGGAAACAUCUUCUCAUACCUCUUCCCCAAGUACAGAAAGAACGAGGCCAAGAAGAGAGAGGUCUUAUCUGCAGCAUCAGCGGCUGGGGUGUCUGUGGCUUUUGGUGCUCCCAUAGGCGGAGUACUCUUCAGCUUGGAGGAGGUGAGUUACUACUUCCCUCUGAAGACUCUGUGGCGCUCCUUCUUCGCUGCGCUAGUGGCAGCCUUCGUCCUCCGAUCCAUCAACCCGUUUGGCAACAGCCGUCUGGUCCUGUUCUAUGUGGAGUACCACACCCCCUGGUACCUGUUUGAGCUUAUCCCCUUCAUCCUGCUGGGGGUGUUUGGAGGCCUCUGGGGGGCCUUCUUCAUCAAGGCCAACAUCGCCUGGUGCCGAAGGAGGAAGUCCACCCGCUUCGGGAAAUACCCCGUCCUGGAGGUCAUCUUCGUGGCGGCCAUUACCGCCGUGGUGGCGUUCCCCAACCCGUACACACGGCAGAACACCAGCGAGCUGAUAAAGGAGUUGUUCACUGACUGUGGCCCGCUGGAGUCGUCCCAGCUGUGCCAUUACAGGAGUCAGAUGAACGGGAGUAAGGCGUUUGUCGAUGCGUCGCCUAACAAGCCGGCGGGGCCCGGGGUGUACACAGCCAUGUGGCAGCUGUGCCUGGCGCUCGUCUUCAAGAUCAUCAUGACAAUAUUCACCUUCGGACUCAAGGUUCCGGCAGGCCUAUUCAUCCCCAGUAUGGCCAUCGGGGCGAUCGCCGGGCGGAUUGUUGGCAUCGCCGUGGAGCAACUGGCAUACUACCACCACGACUGGUUAGUGUUCAGGGAGUGGUGUGAGGUAGGCACCGACUGCAUCACCCCGGGACUCUAUGCCAUGGUGGGGGCUGCUGCAUGUCUGGGUGGUGUGACGAGGAUGACCGUGUCUCUCGUGGUUAUUGUGUUUGAGCUGACUGGCGGUCUGGAAUACAUUGUGCCCCUCAUGGCGGCCGUCAUGACCAGCAAGUGGGUGGGCGACGCCUUUGGGCGUGAGGGCAUCUACGAGUCACACAUCCGCCUCAACGGGUAUCCUUUCCUGGACGCCAAGUCAGAGUUCACACAUACCACGCUGGCGCGGGAGGUGAUGCGCCCGCAGCGUAGUGAUCCGCCGUUAGCGGUGCUGACGCAGGACGACCUGACGGUGGAGGAACUCCAGGUGAUCAUCAACGAGACCAGCUACAAUGGCUUCCCUGUCAUCGUCUCCAAGGAGUCUCAGAGACUGGUGGGCUUCGCCCUGCGCAGGGACAUCACCAUCGCUAUAGAAAACGCACAGCGAAAGCAGGAGGGUAUCCUGCUGACCUCGCGGGUCUACUUCACGCAGCACGCCCCCACCCUGCCCGCCGACAGCCCGCGGCCCCUCAAGCUGCGCUCCAUCUUGGACAUGAGCCCCUUCACCGUCACUGACCACACGCCUAUGGAGAUAGUGGUGGACAUCUUCCGCAAGCUGGGCCUCCGCCAGUGUCUGGUGACACACAACGGGAUUGUAUUGGGCAUCAUCACUAAGAAGAAUAUAUUAGCGCAUCUGGAGGAGCUCAAGGAACACACGGAGCCCCUGGCGUCUCCUUGGUAUUAUCACAAAAAAAGAUAUCCUUCGUCAUAUGGCCCAGUUGACCAACCAAGACCCCGACAACAUAAUGUUCAACUAGUCACCUCCUUCCCAGGUCGUCACGACGAUGAGGAGGAGAGCGAGGAGGAGGUGGUGCACCUACUGGAGGGUCAAGUCUCCUCUCUAUGACACACAGACCCCCCCGACCCUCCCACCCCAUGGAACCCUGUCCCUAACCAUACUGACUGAGCCCCACAGAGCCCUAGUGGCCACAGGAAGGAAGAGACAGACAGACUAAAGGGACAUUAAAUGGCUGUUUUGAAGGAUGUUACAGCCACAAAGUCGCAGCUACUACGUACUGGGACAUAUAUAUAUAUAUAUAUAUACCCAAGGAACGCACUUUUAACACACACACACGCUCACACAAACACAGAUGCCACACAAGAGCACACACUUGACCAAUUGGACCUCCUACACACACCCUUCAAGCUCCUCCACCCUUGUCCUAUUGGUUUAUACUAGCAGACAUGGCUGUAAGCCUGAUGCCUGGCUGCCAGGGUGAGAGGUCAGAAUGAUCCUGUAGGACCCAAGGAGGGACGUUCAGACACGCUGAUUGGCUGUCUGCCAGACGCCCUGCCAGGCUCUGACCCCACUGUGUCCCUCCCUCACACCCCAUCCAUCCUUAAAAUAAUUGUUUACCUGUGAACUGUGUGUGAGAGCAAUCGAGUGCUAUGUGUGUCACGAGCACCUCAACAUUCCAUUCAGGUUGUUAUAGUAACCCCCCUAAAGACAACCGCUGUCUUGAUAUUAGACUGGGCCUCGAUCCAAGGGAGAUUUGCUUUAAUGUGUGAGAGCUAGAGGGUUGUCAAGGAUACAAGCAGGAUGUACUGUAGUAGUUGGUUCAUGUCGGAGUGUAUGGAUGUGUGUUGUAGUUCAGUACGUGAAAACAGAUGCAGUGUUGUACAGAAGAGUGUGAUACGCAUCAUUUACAUACUCCCUGUUGAACUAAAGAACUGUGUGAGCAUGUUCCAUGAGGAUGGAGACCUAGCAACUCUGACAGUGAAGGUAGGCAGAGUUUGUAAAAGAAAAUAUUAAAAAAGGUUGAGUUUUUCUGUUGCUCUAACUGGAGAUAAUUUUUUUUUUUUUUACUAUUGCUACUACUUUUAGUAUUGAUAUCUACAUAAUCAAGUAACGAGACAAAGUCAAGACUGGAAAACUGCACUUUUCUUUCCAAGUGAACACAAUAAAUGAUGUCGAUGGUAAUACUGCUCAGUAACCGUGUCUUGACGAUUUUACUUUGCUUAAUUAAGCUGUUUCAUGGUGUGGGAAAUGUAUCUUGCAAGGCUCCUCUGCCCAGUCGUCAACAAUUCAACAUACAUGUUUCUUUUUGCAUGUCAGUUUAAACCAAUAUAAACCAUUUUAAAUCUACUUCCAGCAUUCCAUGGUUGCGUCACAAAUGGCACCCUAUUCCCUAUAUAGUGCACUACUCUUGAACAUGGCCCAUAGGGAUCUGGUCUAAAGUAGUGCAUUAUAGACUGUGUACAACACAUUAGGAACAUCUUAAUAUUGAGUUGCUCUCCCUUUUGCCCUCAGAACAGCCUCAAUUGGUCAGGCGUGGACUCUACAAGGUGUUAACCCUCUGAAAGGCAUGCUUAAAUCCUUCUUUAACCUAUACAGGGAAUAGGGCAUCGUUUGGGACACAACCCCAUAUUUAAUUCUUAAAAGCAUGAAUUGAAGGUACAACAAUGCAGUGUACCACCAACUCCUUUAAACUUCAAUAAAGUAAACGUGUAUA
Salvelinus fontinalis (brook trout) is the source of this 7013-nucleotide messenger RNA. RefSeq names its product H(+)/Cl(-) exchange transporter 3-like. Gene Ontology annotation, biological process: transmembrane transport; chloride transport. Gene Ontology annotation, cellular component: membrane; Golgi apparatus; synaptic vesicle. The record is from RefSeq and is a predicted model, not a curated record. Bases 2774 to 5407 code for a protein of 877 amino acids. The transcript has 15 exons. Gene Ontology annotation, molecular function: voltage-gated chloride channel activity. NCBI's taxonomy places the organism in Eukaryota, Metazoa, Chordata, Actinopteri, Salmoniformes, Salmonidae.